CCGGGCAUUUAGGACAUGCCCCCUCUCAAAAGUGCUGGACGUUUGACCAAAGUCGGUCGCCAACAAAUGGCGUGCAUCUGUCUGUGUACGACUGUUACCAUUCUCCAAACUGCUGUACUGCUGGUUAACUCAUACACCAACGUGGGUCUCAUCCAACUCCAAGCAAAACGCCUGACAGCUCAGGAGCUGAAAACUGACACGACUCAUAAAAUGGAAGCAAUACGAUCAAAUAGCUCAGACGUCACACAUAAAACUGGAGGGAGAUUAUCCAAAUUUAUAUUCGAAUCCCGGAAAUUGGAGUACAUCCACAAUCCACGGCAAAUCUGCGCGAAAGAAGGAUUGGAACUGAUUAUCGUGCGGACAGCGGAAGUCGGUGACCUGUCUUCAAGAACCAACGCACGGACCAUGUACUACGAGACUGUCCGGGAACUCCCGACAACUCUCGUCUUCGUGGUCGGGGUGUCGCUGCACGACCCGGAAGUGCAAACGCUCGUCGACGAAGAAGUGGAUCGAUACGGGGAUAUCCUCCAGCUCGACUUCCCAGAUUCCGACUUAACCACAACCCUAAAGUCGGUAUCGAUACUGAAAUGGGUAUCGGAGUUUUGCUCCCAUGUCAAAUUUGUCCUGAAGAUGAACGUCGGGGAGACAGUCGAGGAUUUUAAUGACCUCAUCGUCGCACUGUACCGCCAGAGCUACAGUCACGAAGAGUUCAUUUUAGGGAAAAUCCGUUACUACGGAGGCAUGUCGCUGGAGAACACGUCUGCGCGCCGUCCCGGGGGUCUCCCAGACAAGUCGCUGGGGCCAACGUACGGGUAUCCUGGAAAAGUUGCGGCGAGGCUGUACCUCAGCGCAUUGAGAAUCCCUUUCUUUUACAUAGAGCACAUCUACAUCACCGGAUGGUGUGCGCGCGACGCGAAUUUGCUUCUGCUUAACGAUAACAACUUCAGUUGA
Molecule: messenger RNA, 951 nt
Organism: Lymnaea stagnalis (great pond snail)
Lineage: Eukaryota; Metazoa; Mollusca; Gastropoda; Lymnaeidae
Source: the annotation of a GenBank genome assembly